Suncus etruscus (white-toothed pygmy shrew) is the source of this 3788-nucleotide messenger RNA. RefSeq names its product histone-lysine N-methyltransferase PRDM16-like. The record is from RefSeq and is a predicted model, not a curated record. The transcript has 14 exons. Bases 1 to 3396 code for a protein of 1131 amino acids. NCBI's taxonomy places the organism in Eukaryota, Metazoa, Chordata, Mammalia, Eulipotyphla, Soricidae. Gene Ontology annotation, molecular function: RNA polymerase II cis-regulatory region sequence-specific DNA binding; DNA-binding transcription activator activity, RNA polymerase II-specific. Gene Ontology annotation, biological process: regulation of transcription by RNA polymerase II. Gene Ontology annotation, cellular component: nucleus.
AUGUCCUGUCCCUGGGACCCCUCAGCAUUGGCACCAGCUGGACGGGUGCAGAACAGCUGUGGGUCAGGCCUGUGUAGACGUGGCUGCCCAUGUCAGGUCUCCAGCCUUGGCUCGGGCCUCCCAGCCAGCUUGCCCCUUAUUCGGGGCCCUCGGACCCCCGCCAACCCCACCCCUGCAGGUGAUCUACUACAAAGUCAUCAAGGACAUCGGGCCCGGGGAAGAGCUGCUGGUACACUGUGGAAGGACAGUGUCUGCGCCCUAGGUGCUGUGCCCCCCAGCCCGGAUGAGGCCCCCACGUUCCGAUGCGACGCCUGUGACGAGCUGUUUCCCGCCAAGCUGGACCUGCGACGCCACCAGAAGUUGGCGUGCGGGGUGGGCUCCACGCUCUUCCCGGGCCUGGGCCCGAGGCUGCAGCCCGACCGCCUGGGGGCGGCCCCAGGCGACGGGCAGCCCCACGAGUGCAAAGACUGCGAACGGCUGUUCCCCAACAAGUACAGCCUAGAGCAGCACAUGGUCGUCCACACAGAGGAGCGGGAGUACAAGUGCGACCAGUGCCCCAAGGCCUUCAACUGGAAAUCCAACCUCAUCCGCCACCAGAUGUCCCACGACAGCGGCAAGCGCUUCGAGUGCGAGAACUGUGUCAAGGUCUUCACGGACCCCAGUAACUUGCAGCGGCACAUCCGGUCCCAGCACGUGGGCGCGCGGGCACACGCCUGCCCCGACUGUGGGAAAACCUUCGCCACGUCCUCCGGCCUGAAGCAGCACAAGCACAUCCACAGCACCGUGAAGCCUUUCAUAUGUGAAGUCUGCCACAAGUCCUACACGCAGUUCUCGAACCUGUGCCGGCACAAGCGCAUGCACGCCGACUGCCGCACGCAGAUCAAGUGCAAGGACUGCGGCCAGAUGUUCAGCACCACCUCCUCCCUCAACAAGCACCGGCGCUUCUGCGAGGGCAAGAGCCACUACGCGCCCGGCGGCCUCUUCGGCCCCGGCCUGCCCUUGACCCCCAGCCCCCUGCUGGACAAGGCCAAGCCUCAGCCCAGCCUCAACCACGCAGGCCUCGGCUUCGGCGAGUACUUCCCCACGCGGCCGCACCCCGGCGGGCUGCCCUUCUCCACCGCACCCCCCUCCUACCCGGCGCUCACGCCCGGCUACCCCGGCCUCUUCCCCCCGUCCCUGUACCCCCGGCCGCCGCUGCUGCCACCCACGCCGCUGCUCAAGAGCCCCCUGACCCACACCCAGGACGCCAAGCUCCCCAGCCCCCUGGGCCACCCGGCCCUGCCUCUGGUCUCGGCCGUGGGACACGGCCAGGGCACCCCGGGGGCGGCGGGGCCCGAGGACAAGUUUGAGGGUGGCCUGGAGGACACGUUCUCGGAGAAGCUGCAGGCCCGGGGCAGCGACCUCUCAGAUGGCAGCGACUUCGAGGACCUCAACACCACGACGGGCACCGACCUGGACACCAGCUCCGGGUCGGGCUCCGACCUGGACAGCGACGCGGACAGCGACCGGGACAGAGCCAAGGCGCAGAGCCGGGCCGCCGAGGGCAAGGCGGAGCUGGGGGGCGGCGUGGCGCCCCCGGGGACCCCCGGCAGCACGGCGGGGGAUGUGCCUGUCUUCUAUUCCCAGCACGCGGCCGCUGCCUUCUUCCCGCCGCCCGAUGAGCAGCUCCUGGGCGCGGCGGGCGCGGCGGGCGACUCCAUCAAGGCCAUCGCCUCCAUUGCCGAGAAGUACUUCGGGCCGGGCCUCAUGGGUGUGCCCGAGAAACUGGGGGCGCUGCCCUACCGCCCCGUCUUCCCCUUCCAGCUGCUGCCCAGCUUCCCCCCUGGCCUCUGCCCCUUCUCGGACCGCACCCUCGCCCACAACCUGCUGGUCAAGGCUGAGCCCAAGUCCCCCCGAGACCCCCUCAAGGCGGGCGGUCCCAGCACCGAGUCCCCCUUCGACCUCACCACCAAGCCCAAAGACGCCAAGCUGGUCCCCGCGGCACCCAGGGGCCCAGCCACCCCCGCAGCCCCCGAGGAGCAGCCGCUGGACCUGAGCGUGGGCAGCCGGGCCCGGGCCAGCCAGGACGGAGGGGGGCGCACACCCCGCAAGAACCACGUCUAUGGGGAUCGCCGGCCAGGGGCAGGCGAGGGCCUGCCCGCCAUGUGCCUGGGCCAGCUGCCCGCACAGCCAUCGCUGCACUAUGCCAAGCCGUCCCCCUUCUUCAUGGAUCCCAUUUACAGGGUGGAGAAGCGCAAGGUGGCCGACCCCGUGGGCGCCCUCAAGGAGAAGUACCUGCGGCCUGGCCCCCUCCUGCUGCACCCCCAGAUGUCGGCCAUGGAGACCAUGACGGAAAAGCUGGAGAGUUUCGCGGCACUCAAGGACGCCGGCAGCUCCCUGCAGUCCCUGUCCCACCACCCCUUCGGCUUCCGCUCCCCGCCCCCCACGCUCUCUGACCCCAUCCUCAGGAAGGGCAAGGAGCGCUACACGUGCAGGUACUGUGGCAAGAUCUUCCCCAGGUCGGCCAACCUCACCAGGCACCUGCGGACGCACACCGGAGAGCAGCCCUACAGGUGCAAGUACUGCGACCGGUCCUUCAGCAUUUCGUCCAACCUGCAGCGGCACGUCCGCAACAUCCACAACAAGGAGAAGCCCUUCAAGUGCCACCUGUGCAACCGCUGCUUCGGGCAGCAGACCAACCUGGACCGCCACCUCAAGAAGCACGAGCACGAGCACGCGCCAGUGACCCAGCACGCCGGUGUCCUCGCCAACCACCUGGGCACCGGCGCCUCGUCCCCCACCUCCGAGCCGGACACCCACGCACUGCUGGACGAGAAGGAGGACGCCUACUUCUCCGAGAUCCGCAACUUCAUCGCCAACAACGACGCCGACCCUGCGGCAGCACCCACGGAGCAGCGGCCGGAGGCACAAGACUGUGACGGUGUCGCCCAGUGUCCGGGCCUGGUGGUGGGGAAGCCGGAGGACGUAGAGGAGGAGGAGGAGGAGGAGGAGGAGGAGCUGGAGGAGGAAGAUGAGGACAGCCUAGCGGGCAAGUCCCAGGAAGAUGCUGUGUCCCCCGCCCCCAGGCCCCAGGGUGCUGCCGAGGACGACGAGGACGAUGAGGAUGGUGACUCUCCAGCCACCCUGGCCGUCGGCUUCGGCCACGCCCGAAGGUGUGCCGAGCAGUCGCCGGGCGGCCUGUUAGCUUUGGAGCCGAUGCGGACUUUUGGGAAGGGGCUGGACCUCCGCAGAGCAGCUGAGGAAGCCUUUGAAGUUAAAGAGGCGUACGCCAUGAUGCUGACCCUCUCUGAGGACGCGUCCCUCCGUGCUGCCUCGCACAGCCCCCUGGACUCAUGGCUGAACAUCACGGGCGCCACCCCGGAGUCUGGAGCCUUGAACCCCAUGAACCAUCUCUGACCGGCCCGGCUGCGUUCCACAUUCCAACAGACACCCCGGCUUGGGAAGGGGCGUCCCUUUCUCCUGCACUCGUCCACGCUCCACACCCAUUGGCCCACCCUCAGCAGCCUCAGCCUCACCCACCAGAACUCGGCCCGGACACCCCACCACCCACUACCCCAUGGCCCAGCACCAUGUGACACUCCCACGACAGCGGGUGAGGACAGAUUUUCCUCCCAGGGACUGACACCGCCAGCAGCCACCAAGCUGGGAAGAAGGCAGCCAGCAGCCCUGGUGAUUUUUUGACAGAACACAGUGAGGAGAGAAGAGAGAAAGAGAGAGCCCUUUUGGUGAUCCACGCCGGCAGAAUCUAUUUAAGCAUGUGGUUUUAAAAAACAGACAGUAUUUAAAAA